ACCACGUGAAGAGUUUCCGACGAAAGGAUUAGAAGGUGCACCGAGUAAUGAUAUAGGUUGGCACUUUGGUACUCCAGUGCCAAAUGCGAGAGGAAGCACUUCAUGUAAACUAUGUGGUAAAGUUGUGAAAGGAGGAAUAACACGAUUUAAAGAACACAUUGCUCAUAAAACUGGAAAUGUUGCACCAUGCCCUAAUGUUACUGGUGUCAUUAGAGAAAGUAUGAUGAAUUUAUUAAAAGAAUGCAACAAAAAAAUAGACAAAAAGAGGAGAACAGAAGAAUUCUUGUCCCAGUUAAGAGAAGAGGGGGAUGAAAAAUGAAGGAUUCAUUGAUGAGAUUGAUGCAAUUAGGCAAGCAACUCGAGAAAGCAUCAAAUCACAACAUGAGUGGCAUAGAAGAGAAGAAUUUAGACGAAGUACUGGUGGUUAGAGUAAUAUUUAUGAAGAAGGGCGACCUUCCCAUGGAUCAGUUGGAGGAUAUCGUCAAGAAAGAACAAGUAAAUCCAUCCCGAGUGAGUCUGAGUUUACCUUACGAGGAGCUACACCUGAAUUGGUUAGAAGUACAAGCUCAAAACAACCAAAGGUCAGUGGUUCUUUUUAAAGACUUUACUCAAGAAGAUAGGUGAAGCGGUAUCUAAAUUUUUAAUAUAUGAACGACUUCCUUUUCAAUUAGCAAGUUCUCCAUGGUUAUAUAAUUUAAUUCAAGUGUCAAUAGAAGUUGGACAAGGUGUAAAGCUGCCAAUACCUUAUGAGGUUUCAGAUGUGUAUUUGGAGUCAGAAUUUGAACGAGUUCGUGAUUGGGUAAAUAGAAUGAAGACUCAUUGGAAAGAUUUCGGUGCAACUCUAAUGUGUGAUGGUUGGACCAACAGUUUAAACCAAAUGCACAUCAUUAAUUUCCUUGUUUAUUGCAGUAAAGGAACCGUUUUCUGGAAAUCCAUGGAUGUCUCAAGUGUUCGUAGAAGAGAUGUUGAGUUCUACUACAACUUGUUAGAUUCAGUUGUAGAAGAAAUUGGAGAAAGCUACAUUGUCCAAAUAGUGACUGAUAAUGAGGUAGCAAUGAAAGUCGUUGGGAAAAAAAUAAUGUUAAAAAGAAAGCAUUUAUAUUGGACCUCAUGUGCAGCUCAUUGUUUGGAUUUAUGCCUUGAAGAUAUUGGAAAAAGGCCUAGUGUAGCAAAAGUGUUAGAAGAGGCUAAGAAAGUGACUUGUUUCAUAUACAAUCACAUUUGGACUGUUGAUCUAAUGAAGAAGUAUACACAAGGGAAGCAAAUACUUCGACCCGCUCUUACUCGAUUUGCAACCCAUUUCAUCCAGCUUGAAGAGAUAACAAGACAAAAGCAAGGUCUGAGAGAAAUGUUUAAUUCAAAGGAAUUUAAAGAAUCAAAAUGGGGACAACAAAAGACAGGGCCAACUUAUGAAGCUAAGAAGAUUAUUUUGGGAAAAGAUUUUUGGAAAAAAGCAAAUGACCUCAUAAAAGUUUACGAGCCCUUAGUGAAAGUAUUGAGGCUUGUGGAUAGUGAUGAAAAACCAACAAUGGGCUUUAUUUAUGAAGCUGUUGAUAGAACAAAACGGGCGAUUCAACAAGAUUGUCGAUAUUUCACCGAGUAUAAAAAGAUUAUUGAUAAUAGGUGGAAUUUUAUGCAUUCUGACUUGCAUUCAGCUGGUUAUUUUCUCAAUCCUCAAUUUCAAUUUGGGGUGGAACAUUCUGAUAAUGUAUUGAUAGAAACAUUAGAAGUUACAAGAUCAGUAAUUGAAAGAUUAGAACCUUCUCUUGACACUCAAAUCAGAAUGGUUAAUCAGUUGUUACUAUUUCGAGAUAAACAUGAGACAUUCGGUACUCCACAAGCACAGAGAGCUUGGAGGCAAAUGAAUCCAGCUGAGUGGUGGAUAAUAUAUGGCACAGGUGUUCCUGAGUUACAAAGAUUAGCAAUUAAAGUGCUUAGUCAAACAACUACCGCAUCAAAUUGCGAACGAAAUUGGAGCACAUUUAGCUAUAUUCACACCAAGGCAAGAAAUAUGUUGACGUAUAAAAGACUUGAGAAACUAGUGUUCACUUACUACAAUAUGAGGCUCCAGAUUAGACAUCAAAAAAGAACGAGCAUCGAUGAUAUAAACACUAGUUUUAAUCCUAUCAACCUUGAUCAUAUCUUUGAAGAUGUUGAUCCAUUAUCAGAAUGGCUUCAAGAGAAAGAGAAUACAUUGUUAGAUGGUGAAAUUGCCGGUGUGUUGCCUGUGGAUACCUCAGAUGAUGAAACGAAUGUUGAUGAAUCUCAACAACAAAAUUUGGCUCAUUCAAGUUCUAGUGCAACACCAAGUCAAAGUGGCGAUGGACUUGAUGGUGGUGGUUUAAGUCCAAUUGAUGAUGAUGAUGAUGAUGAUGAUAAUGGUGGUGGUGGUAGAGAUGAAAUUAGGUCUUCUAGUCGAUUUGGAAGAGAAUAUGGGGUUGGUACAACUAGUGGACAUUUUCGUGAUAGAUCAGAAUUUGGUGGAAAUAUAUCUCCGAAAUCUAGAAGACAUAGAAGUGAACCUAAAGCUCCAUCAAAAGGAAAAUGCAAGAAGCAUACUUCUGUAGGCUCUUUAUCUAGUAGAAGAUCAAGUUCUAGUAACCUUGGGCAGGGAGAUUCAUCUACUUGCACACAAGGUUUUUAUCCACCAGAACAAUUUCCAUAUUUCCAACCUUCACAUGGUUAUCCACAACCAUAUGGUUAUUAUCCAUUAUUUUCUAAUUAUGGUGUGCCAUAUCAACCUCAAAUGUAUCCUCCACCACCAAUGUAUCAACCACCUCCACCUCUUAUGUAUCCUCCUUAG
Molecule: messenger RNA, 2803 nt
Organism: Hibiscus syriacus
Lineage: Eukaryota; Viridiplantae; Streptophyta; Magnoliopsida; Malvales; Malvaceae
Exons: 6
Coding region: 809-2803 (664 amino acids)
Molecular function (GO): protein dimerization activity
Source: RefSeq, a predicted model, not a curated record